Molecule: messenger RNA, 1552 nt
Organism: Chara braunii
Lineage: Eukaryota; Viridiplantae; Streptophyta; Charophyceae; Charales; Characeae
Source: the annotation of a GenBank genome assembly
GCCGUUUGUGCGAGCAAGGAGGCUUGAUGAUUACCCGCGAAGCCCUCGCUAUGAGGCCGAUCGGGGUAGAGGCGACUCCCGCGGCCGAUGGGAGACAGAUCAGGGCCGACGAGAUGGAUAGAGGGACGACAAAUACGAGAGAUCGGACCGAGAUGGAUAUAGGGACGACAGAUACGAGAGGUCGGGUCGAGAUGGCUACAGAGGAAGUAGAUAUGAAAGAGGAGAUCGGGGCUGGGAACGACAAGAUGGGUCGCGCGGACGGUUUGAGCGCGGGGGAGAUGCGAGAGAGCAGCGCGACGAGUCGCGGGGGUGGUACAACCGAGGGGACCGAUGUGAUGAGUCACGAGGACGAUAUGACUCGGGGGACCGCCGAAAUGAUUCGCGAGGGCGGUAUGAGCAAGGAGGGUCUGGAGGAGACCGCCGCAACGAUCCGCGCGGUCGGAAUGAGAGAGGGGGAUAUGGCGUCUCAUCAAAACCAUAUCCCAAACGACAGGGCAUCUACUCCCAGGAACUCAUGGGUCUACUGUAGAGGAGAAGAUCAUGUCAAGAGGGAUUGCCCGGACCUCAAACGGGCAAUAGAUGAGGGACUUGUCGUGCUUGACGACCGCACGUACGUUAAGUGGGCAGAUGAUCUGGGAGAUGUAUCGAUGUUCCUUUCGAUGAAGGAGAAUGUCGAAGCAAGGAGAAUAAAGACGAGUAAAGGAAUGGAGCCGGUCAGGAGCCAGAGCAUCAAGAUAACCUUUGAGGGGGAUAUCGCGACCACACCCAUAAGGGUGGCAGCCACCAAGUCGGCAAGAGGGUCUACAUCAAAGAAGACUGACACGGAUAACGUGAUGGCAGAGAAGGACAGGCAGCGGGUCGAUGGAGAGGAGGUUAUCCUUUCGCCGCGAAAGCGGGGAGUGAAGAAGUUCUUAAUGAAGAGUUCGCUGGAYGAGAUUGACACGGUCGAGCCACUGAGGCGGGCCCUUCGGCAACCCAUGCAGUGCUCUAUUCUGGAGUACCUGGCGGCAUCGAAGCCGGCUCAUGAUGAAUUACAGAUGAUCACGCGGAAGACUCGCAUACCUCUAUCAGAGGCCCCUAAGGCGGAAGCUUCUACAGUAGCAGUAACGGGGGUGACUGCCAGAGCGGAUCGCAUGGCGACAGUCCUUCUCGAUGGAAUGGAAGGUGUGCCUCCAGACAAGUUUUAUAUACUUGGUAGCGGGGCCGUGGAGACAAUUAUAAACGAUGGAGCGGUACUCGAUGAUGUGAUCGAUAACGGCAGUGAGGCUGUCAUCAUAGACGAGGACCUGGCAGUACAGGUUGGACUGGGCCUCGAUAGGUCAUACCUAUUCGAGAUAGAGAAGGGUGAUGGGAGAAAGCAACAGAUCACUGGGGUUUGUCACAAUGCAGCCAUAGAGGUCCAAGGGGUACGAGUGACUCUGCCUGUUUUUUCAGUCAAGAACUGCAGCUCCGACCUGCUCUUGGGUUGAAAUGGCUGAGCCACGUGCAUGCGGUGACGAUAGAGCGACCUUAUGGGAGCCAAACAUUGUCCAUUAGGAAGCCAAACGGGACG